Messenger RNA from Saccharomyces paradoxus, 774 nucleotides. It is a transcript of the gene WSS1, whose product is annotated as metalloendopeptidase WSS1. The record is from RefSeq and is a predicted model, not a curated record. The transcript has a single exon. Bases 1 to 774 code for a protein of 257 amino acids. NCBI's taxonomy places the organism in Eukaryota, Fungi, Ascomycota, Saccharomycetes, Saccharomycetales, Saccharomycetaceae.
AUGGCCGGCUUCCAAAGAAUAGUCGCUCACAAGAACCCGCACAUUCGAAAAGUUGCUGUUUUGCAAUGUAAGCCCAACAAGGAAGAUGCGCUGAAUUUAAUAAAAGAAAUUGCAAAUAAAGUGUCCUACUUAAUGAAGGAAAAUAACUUCAAAGUGGUCAGCUUGGUGGAAUUUUAUCCACGCGAUCAAAGACUCUUGGGGAUGAACGUCAAUCACGGAUUUAAGAUAAUGCUACGGUUAAGAUGCCCCAAGGACGAGUUCCAAUUUUUACCCAUGGAGUCCAUAAUGGGCACCAUGUUGCACGAACUAACUCACAACGUAUUUGGCCCACACGACAAGAAGUUCUACGACAAGCUAGACGAUUUGAUCGGAAGGCAAUGGGUUAUUGAACAGAGAGGCUUGUACGACACAUUUUUGGGGAAUGGUCAACGUCUCGGUGGAAGAACAAACUCAUGUUCAAAUAGGUACCCUAUGACAGGAAUAAGUACGAACACUGGGAUAGUGAGAAGAAGGGGCAAAGGUGUGAAAUUGGGGAGUCUGCAUCCAGAGGGAGUAUCAUCUAAAGAUAGAGGUAAAUCCCCGAGAGAGUUAGCGGCCUUGGCAGCUGAAAGAAGGUAUAGAGACGAUCGCUGGUGUGGGGAGAUGAAAAAUAACAAAGAUCAAAUAAUAAGUGAUAACAACAACGACUUGUUGGAAGUCGUGAUACUUGAUGAUGAUGAGGAGGAGGAAAUGUCCCAGAGAGACACUUCUAUCGAAGUUAUCGAUCUUACGUAA